Geodia barretti is the source of this 465-nucleotide messenger RNA. Lineage: Eukaryota; Metazoa; Porifera; Demospongiae; Tetractinellida; Geodiidae. The record is from the annotation of a GenBank genome assembly.
AUGAGCCUGGAGGACAUCGAACGCCGGCUGCGCGCCCUGGAGGACGUCGAGGAGAUCAAACGCCUCAAGGCCCGCUACUGCGCCUACUGCGACGACAACUAUGACGCCGACAAGAUCGCCAGCCUGUUCGUCGCGGACGCGAUCUGGGACGGCGGCAUACGGGGCAGAGCCGAAGGCAGGGAGGGCAUCCGCGAAUUCUUCGUCAACGCUCCCAACCGGCUGCCCUUCGCCGUGCACAUGGUGAUGAACCCCAUCAUCGAGGUGAGCGGGGACACCGCCACCGGCGUCUGGUACCUGUUCCAGCCGUGCACCUACGCCGACGGCGACCGGGCGGUAUGGGGAUCUGCACGAUAUGACGAAGAGUACGUCAGAGUGGACGGCGUCUGGAUGUUCAAACACCUGAAGCUGACCUCCCACUUCUGGACCCCCUUUGACGAAGGAUGGGCUCAGACGCAAUUCGUGUAG